Molecule: messenger RNA, 1051 nt
Organism: Melanaphis sacchari
Lineage: Eukaryota; Metazoa; Arthropoda; Insecta; Hemiptera; Aphididae
Product: 2-aminoethanethiol dioxygenase
Exons: 2
Coding region: 87-968 (293 amino acids)
Cellular component (GO): mitochondrion
Molecular function (GO): oxidoreductase activity, acting on single donors with incorporation of molecular oxygen, incorporation of two atoms of oxygen
Source: RefSeq, a predicted model, not a curated record
GAUAAAAUAAAUUUGAAAUAUUAAUUGAUAAAAACCAAAAUUAUAUAACUUAAUGUAACCUAUUACCUAAUGUAACGGAAUUUUACAUGUUCUUUUUUGUUCGUUCAACUACCAAAAAAUACUAUCCGAAUUAUCCGAUUAGUCUUAUGUUCUUGAGCAUAGUUUAUGUACGCAUUACUAUUCGUAAAAGUGUAAAUCUUGAACAUUAUAUUUUAGUUGAAUUGUGUGCAUCGAGUAUUAUGACAUCAAAAAUCGAAUGUGUUAUUAAACAAGCUAUAACCACUUUUUCUGGUUCAUAUACAUCAAAAGCUUUUCAUGAUAAUUUGAUUAAAUUGAAACGUUAUACCAAUGCAUUGGACGCACGGUCAAUUGGCUUAGAUUUUAGAUUAUUGCGAUGGGACACAUUUGAAUUAAACAACAACCUGGAUAAAUUGUCUGGAUCCACAUUUAUACGUCGUCAUCAAGCUCCUGUUACUUACAUUGGAGUGUUUGAAGAUGAAAACGUAUCAAUUGGAGUGUUUGUGUUGAGAGAUGGUGCUAAAAUACCUUUACAUGAUCACCCUUACAUGUAUGGUGUGUUAAAAGUUAUUUAUGGUAAAGUCAAAGUACAAAGCUAUACACCUGUGGAUAAGGAUUAUAGCCAACUAAACGAUUCUAACAUCAGUGCAAUAAAAUUAGCUCCAAUAAUUGUUGGAGAAAGAGACGAUUCGUGUGUGUUGUGUCCAGUUGAGGGAAAUAUUCAUGAAGUGGAUACUAUUGAUGGUCCAGCUGCAUUUCUUGACAUAUUAGCUCCUCCAUACAAAACUGAUAUUCCAGAAGUAGGGAAAAGAUGUUGCAGGUACUUUAAAGAAGUAAAUAUAUCUGAAGAUAUAAAAUUAGCUAUUGUAUCAGAUCCUAGAGAUUACUGGAGUGAUACAGCUCCAUAUACUGGACCUCAAUUUGGUAUACAUUUUGAACCUAAAACCUAAUUGUUACAUUUUGCAAAUAUUUUUAUACAUCAUUCAAAAUAAAAUAUUAUUUUAUGACUACUAGUCAUCAAUAUUUAAAUCUA